Pungitius pungitius (ninespine stickleback) is the source of this 4439-nucleotide messenger RNA. Its product is annotated as ras-specific guanine nucleotide-releasing factor RalGPS1-like. Bases 394 to 2151 code for a protein of 585 amino acids. NCBI's taxonomy places the organism in Eukaryota, Metazoa, Chordata, Actinopteri, Perciformes, Gasterosteidae. Gene Ontology annotation, cellular component: plasma membrane. Gene Ontology annotation, molecular function: guanyl-nucleotide exchange factor activity. Gene Ontology annotation, biological process: Ras protein signal transduction; positive regulation of GTPase activity. The record is from RefSeq and is a predicted model, not a curated record. The transcript has 20 exons.
CCAUCGGAUGAUUAGGCAAUACACCUGACUGUCAAGAUAAGUGCGGCGUACCUGUCACUUCCUGCUGUCGCUAUUUAUUCAUUUUCACUUAUCCUCCCCCCCCCCCACGACUACAGAUAAUUUGGCACGUCACAGCCAUGUUUGUAUGAUUUCGGCUAAUGUAUCCCGCACGGCUCGUGGACCCUGCGGACCAGACGUUACGACCUUGGCUUCACGUUCGACUCAAAAAGGAGGAGUAGCCCCCCCGCGGGAAACCUGCUGGGGAGAACACAGCUCGCGCUCGAUCAACCACCGGGACCGGACUCCUCGUCACGCGGACUCGUCUGGUCGUGUUUUUUAACCAAGCAGCAGCAGCAGCGUGGGACUCCGGGGUAACGGCAUGGAUGAGAGGUUAUGUGUGCCCACCAGCUAGAGGCUCCUGUGCACCGCGCCAGUCCCAGCAUGUAUCGCAGGAACGGGCUCUCCGAUGGCACCAGCAUCCAUUCAGUCACCUCAGAGGCCAGCAGCAGCUCUGACUCUCUGGAUGUACCAUGCGUGGACUUUGCCAAGAGCUAUGAUGCCGUGGUCUUCGACGUGCUGAAGGUGACUCCCGAGGAGUUUGCUAGCCAAAUCACCCUGAUGGACGCACCAGUCUUCAAGGCGAUCCAUCCAGAGGAGCUGGCCAGCUGCGGAUGGAUUGGGAAGGAGAAACACAGUUUAUCCCCUAAUGUGGUGGCAUUCACACGCAGGUUCAACCAGGUGAGCUUUUGGCUGGUGAGAGAAAUCUUAACGGCCCAAACGCUGAAAAUUCGAGCAGAAAUACUGAGCCAUUUUAUCAAAAUUGCUAAGAAACUGUUGGAGUUGAACAACCUUCAUUCUCUGGUGUCAGUGGUGUCUGCUCUGCAGAGUGCUCCCAUCUUCAGACUCAGCAAAACCUGGGCGCUGAUCAGUCGGAAAGACAAGGCCACAUUCGAGAAGCUCAACUAUCUGACAUCCAAGGAGGACAACUACACCCGCAUGAGAGAAUACAUCCGCUCGCUGAAGAUGGUGCCCCGUAUCCCUUACCUGGGGAUCUACCUAUUGGACAUGAUCUACAUCGACUCCGCCUACCCGGCAUCGGACAGCAUCAUAGAGACGGAGCAGCGGACCAAUCAGAUGAACAACCUUCUGAGGCUCAUCUCCGACCUGCAGAUGUCCUGUAACUACGAUCACUUGGUGACCCUGCCACAUGUCCAGAAGUAUCUGUUGUCAGUCCGCUACAUAGAGGAGCUGCAGAAGUUUGUGGAGGACGACAACUUCAAGCUGUCUCUGAAGAUUGAACCUGGCAACAGCUCCCCUCGCAUCGCUUCUUCUAAAGAAGACCUGGCAGGACUGUCUGAGGUAUCUGCCUCUCUGAGGUAUAACCGACGACCCACGUGCCCCGACGCCUCUGUGGGGGCUGGUAUUCCCACCCCCCCUCCCUCUCACCACAGGAAGAGCCAUAGUCUGGGAAACAACAUGAUGUGUCAGUACGGCAUGUCAGAGAGCCGGAGUGCCACGUUUCCCACGGAGAAAGCACGCCACCUGCUGGACGACAGCUUCCUAGAGUCCCAGAGUCCGGUGAGGAAUGACCCGCACAGUACGUCUGUGUCCAACGGCCUGUCCUUAGGCAGCAGUGAAAGCUCUUUUGGGGAGGAACUGUCACCUGGCGUGGAGAGGGGCCGCAUGUACGCAACACUGGGCCCCAACUGGAGGGUCCCGCUUCGCAACUCCGCCUGGAGCCGCAGCUAUGUUUUCAGUGAGGCCAGCAGCGUGACUGUUGAAGGACCCCUGCGGAGGAAAACCAUGCUGAAGGAGGGACGAAAGCCCAAGUUGUCAUCGUGGACCAGGUUUUGGAUCGUUCUGUCUGGAUCAACGCUGACAUUCUUUGGUGCAAAAGCACUGAGGGCCUCUGAGAGAAAACAUUACAAGUCCAGCCCCUGUAAGAAGGUGUGUGUGACUGGAUGGAUGGUGGGGCUGCCAGACGACCCAGCCAGACCCAACGUCUUCCACCUGAACGACCCAGACAAAGGCAAUGUUUACAAGUUCCAGACCGGGUCCCGGUUUUCAGCCAUCAUCUGGCACAAGAACCUGGAGGAGGCGUGCAGGAGCAGUAGACCCCAGAUACCAGCAAACCUCAUGUCAUUUGAAUGAGAGCAGACCUCACCCAGCUGGACCUUGUUGUGCCAAACCCAUUCGUUUGGGACGUGAAGACUAAAUGGUGGGAUAUGAUGGUAUCUACUGAAGUGGGAGAGGCAAUACAGAAGAAUCUCUUGUAUACACGACCAGCGACAUGCCCGCUUCCUUCAUCGCCAGGACUAGAUAUAACCUGUAAGAGUCCAUUUAAUGGGAGACUUUGAAGUUGUGUCUUGUUAAAUUCUUUAAGUUUCAUCACUGGAUGUCUUUCAUUAAGCUGCUAAAUAUGUGAACAAGCACAUUGGUUUUUUUGGCCCACGUUGGGUUGCUGUGUGGGUGAAACGAUAUGUUGACAGUGUUAUUUGGCCGUUGAGUGGUGUCCAGGUGUUGACAGAAAGUUAAGAGACCCCACCAUGGCCCCACUGGUUGCACUUGUGAAAGUGUUUCUGUAUUUCGACAUCCUACUGGAAUGCGAGUAGGCACAACGUUAAUGCACACGCCAUCGUCGAGAGCGGUAAAGGUGACGCCUGCACUGCAGCAGGACAGCCGCGCAAGACCCAGCUGGACUGAAUUUGUCCCCAAAUAACAGAAUUCGUAGAGGAACCACCAUGGAACCAGGAAUUGUUGGUGAAAUGAAGAAGCAGCCGUGGAUGAGUUGACAAUCUCCUCUUGGUGUUUGUACAUAUCAAAGCCAAAUUGCUAUUUUCUACAGAACAAUGGAAAUAAUCUGCAGUGCAGAAGAGAGCCAGUUGUUGUCCACACCAGGAGGCCCAAGGCUGCUGGUGGCGUGAAUUUAAAGCAAUUUACAAUGAAGUACCAAGUUUCAACAAUCAUGUGUGUAAAUACUGUAUUUAUUUGUAAAAGAGUUUAUUUUUUGACAAUUGGCCAUCAAAGGGAAAUGGUACAAUGCUUUUCUUUGUUCAACAUCUGCUGCGGGAAGCUGUUCCUCAGAGAGACUGUUGGUGGGAAGCCACCCUAAAACGUAGCUCCACUCAUCACCAAUUGGAGGACAUUGGAAUAAACAGACUCCAUCAGCUUUGGUGCUGUUAGGUAACCUGCUUCAAAAGCCAAAUGUUUGCUUGAAUUUAAAGGAUAAUUCUGCUUUAUUACAAGUUGGAUUUGACUGUUUGGCAAUCAUUCCAAGUAUUAUAACGAUGUUCUCCUGGGGAAUUACUAAAGUGAAAGACUGUGAAAAAAUGUCUCAUAAUUGAGGAUAAGGGGAAGCAGAAGAACGAAAUGAACUAGUUUGCACAGUGUGUUGUCCAACCAGAAGCCAGAGCCUGAUCACAUGUUCCUGUGUCAGGAAACACAAGCGGUCAGAUUAUCAGAAAGGCUGGAAAAAACCUCUAGGUUUCACAAAAUGGUCCGGGGCAGAACAUGUAGGUGGCUGUGACGAGAGACAUCGGAACCAAGUACAACCCGAGGCAGAUUCCAAGAGUCAACUGAAAACACAAGGGGAGGAACGAGGUGCCUCCGUAGCAAUGGAUCAAUCACAACGUAGCCCCGCCCUAAAGCAGUCCCAUACCACUCAAAAUACUUCAUACACAUUGUGCUGUUUACAAGAAGAUUGGAAACAAGCGACUUAGACCAUGAGCUCCUUUGUCCUGGGUUAAUAAGUCAAGGGGGGGUGCGUUGUCUCUUAGACUUCUUUCUGCACACGCAGGAGUCGGCCCAUUAGAAAGAAACUUCUGCAUUGGCUUCACUUUUCACACCCUGAAUCUAUGAUGACGAUGUAAUGUUCACAGACUAAAGCCAUGAAUAAAGAUCCAAUUUGGAUUGAGUAGAAAUUAUCCUUCCAUAGUAGAACAAAAAAAAUGUAAAUGAAGUUAAACAUUUACUAAUAGAUGCCAUGUCGUAAAUCACAGUAACUGUCUAUUUGUAAUAUUAUCAACUGCAACGGGGGGAAGAAACGUUGAAAGUAGAAAUGUCAAGUGUAACCAUGUAACAUCUCUUGAGUUGAAUGUUCUUUGUUGCUUUUCAGAUCUCAAUUUUCCUUAACUAAUACAAUGGACUAUUGUUUCUUCACUAUUAACUCACUCACACACUACUGUGGCCUCUUUAUUAAAGAGGAUCUGCUUAUUGACCAGUGACCCCCCCUCUAACCACUAGGGAAUACAAGAUGGACAUGGACCACGUCCUCUUUCCACGCCUCACCUGUGAAACACUGAGCCUGUGAUUCUGUUUACUGUUGCAUCACAUUUUGGAAGAGUGGAAACUUCUGUACAGAAUAUUUAACUUUGUUUCAUGUUGUUUGAAGGGUAAAUAUGUAGAAUGAAAUAAACCGUUGAACAUGUUGAAUUUUUAAA